Molecule: messenger RNA, 180 nt
Organism: Loa loa (African eye worm)
Lineage: Eukaryota; Metazoa; Nematoda; Chromadorea; Rhabditida; Onchocercidae
Exons: 2
Coding region: 1-180 (59 amino acids)
Biological process (GO): proton transmembrane transport; ATP metabolic process
Molecular function (GO): proton-transporting ATPase activity, rotational mechanism
Source: RefSeq, a predicted model, not a curated record
AUGCCAGAUGAUUUCGGUUAUCUCGCAUAUUUUGCAGCAUGUUUUGGCUUCAUUCAAUGCCUAGGAAGUCCAAAGAGUGAAAAGUCUGUUGCGAUUGUAGGAGCAGUAUCACCACUGGGUGGUGAUUUCGCAAAUCCAGUCACCACAGCAACAUUUAGUAUCGUUCUUUUGGAACCUUGA